AUACAACAACACGGAAAUGAUACAGUCAUGCUGGUGUCGCUUUGUUUAUAAGAAACAUUCACACUUAGUUAAUGGUGCACUAGUUAAAACUACUGAUAGCUGUAUAUAAAUAAAUGAUGUGCUAUCUGUUGAUUAAGCGUGCCAGUGAGUAACAUAGCUGCUGCUUUAUUAAGAUAGAAGAAAGCGUCUGUAUGUUGUGUGUUUGUUGCUGUUAUGGAUCAAUAUUCAUUGGUGAGAGUCAUUGGCGGGGGAUCUUUUGGUCGAGCUUUGUUGGUUCAACGAGUGAACCAUGAGGAGAAAUAUGUAAUAAAGGAAAUACGUCUUCCAAAGACUGAAUCUGCUUUGAGGAAGAGCAGAAGAGAAGCUGUGCUCCUGUCCAAAAUUAAGCAUCCACAUAUUGUGGCAUUCGUAGACUCAUUUGAAGCUGAUGGUCAUUUAUAUAUUGUGAUGGAGUUCUGCAGUGGUGGAGAUCUUCUUCAAAGAAUACAACAGCAAAAGAAUGAGCUGUUUUCUGAAAACAUGAUCCUGAAGUGGUUUGCACAGAUGUGUCUCGCUACUAAAUACAUUCACGACAAGAGAGUCCUUCACAGGGAUUUAAAAUCAAAGAACAUUUUCUUGACGGAUGAAGGAAUUGUGAAGGUUGGAGAUUUUGGUUCAGCUUGCACUCUUAACAGUGCAAAAGCAUAUGCUCAGACAUAUGUUGGUACCCCAUACUAUGUGUCACCAGAGAUAUGGGACAACAAACCUUACAAUAAUAAAAGUGAUGUCUGGUCUCUUGGCUGUGUCUUGUAUGAACUUUGCACUCUCCAGCACCCGUUUCAGGCACAGAGUUGGAAGAGUUUGAUUCUGAAGGUGUGUCGGGGGGCGUACGCACCUUUACCCAGUCAAUUCCCAUAUGAGCUGCACUACCUCAUCAAACAAAUUUUCAAGAUAAACCCUAGAGACAGACCAUCUGUACACACCAUACUCAACUCUCACCGCAUCUCACGCCUGCUGCAUAAACAUUUGACACCAGAGAGUAAAGAGUUGCUGAAAGAACGAGCGUGCUGUUGGAGGAAAGAGGAGGGAGAAGAAGUGGCCAGACUGUUAGGACAAAAGAGUUUAGUGACUUCAUCUACCACUGAAGGACCUUCCUGCACCGAGAGUAACAGCAUCGACCCGACGUCUCGUAAGAGGUGGACAGUGGGAUCUUGUAAUACAGUGCUGGGUGUCUUAGGAAAUGCUGAUAUUAUUUCCUCUGGUAGCAUGGCAGAUACAGAAGGGUCUCAUCCCAUCUCAGAGGACAUAAAGGAGAGGAGAGCGAGGAAACAGUGGGAUAAAGAUCAAGCAGAAAGAGUCCUUAGCGUCCUGGAGAAAGUUCAGCUUUGCUCCGCCUUUGAGACCUACACUAUACACAGACACGGUUCUGAUUAUCUGGGAGGUCCUUUAAACUCUGAGCAGGGAGACAACGUUGAUGGUCCUGAGGAGAUCAUCACAGACAACAGCAGACUGGAGUCACGCUCGGAUGAUGAUGACACGGAUUUUGAAGAGGACUGUCAGUACGACUGGAUCAAUGAACUCGAGAUGAUGGUGGACGAUCACUAGCAAAUGUUUUAGGAUUUGUACUUUAAGGUUAUCCAGAGGACCCAGAAUAUCACGUCACCUUUGCUCCGGAUGAGCUGAAUCACAGUACAGUCACGAAAUCCUCCAGACACAGAUUCACAACUUGACUUCAUGAAUGUUUAGACACUGAUGUAUCUUUCCUGAGCCAUUGGUGUCUGGUUCGAAAGGUUAACUUCUCUCUAUUCCAACCCGUAGUUAACUUUUACGCCACAGCAUGUAAACACUUUUACGAGAUAAUGAAAAGGCAGUUUGUGAGUUAAUUUCACAGGAUUUGUGUAUACAACUGUUUAUUUGGUUUUGGUUUAUUACAGAGAUAAUUUGAGGGAAACGUCCCUCCCCGGCUGUUCUUAUCUGUAACGGCUAAAUAGAAAGAAAAGUUUCCAUUAGAUUUUUAUCUUGAAAACGUUUACUGGGGGAAAUUCUGCAUAAAGUUCAUAAAUAUUUUAAUUAAAAUAUGACCCAGUUAGUGAAAACCCAUAUAAAGUCAUUUUUGUGAUUUAAAAUGUACAUAAAAUCAUCCAUAAUGUAAAGAUCAUUGUGUGAAUAUAUAACCUUGAUAGUAAUGUGAAUUCAAACUUUAAUGCUUUAAAUCUCAUAUUUAGAUCAUGAGACUUUAGCCUGGAUCUUGCAGACCAACCCCACCUCAAGACAUGUGGUGGUAUAGUCAUAAAAUAUUUGAUUUAUUUUUUCGUAUUCAUGGACACGAUUUUCCUAUUUUUUUGGUCAUUGUGCACGAAUGUCUUUUCCGGGUCACUCAGCACAAAUUUCUUUUUCAUUUAAUUUUAUGUAUUGUUAGGUUUUUCAAUUUUUUUUUUCAAUUUUUAAUAGGGCUGUC
Messenger RNA from Paramisgurnus dabryanus, 2437 nucleotides. It is a transcript of the gene nek3, whose product is annotated as NIMA related kinase 3. Gene Ontology annotation, molecular function: protein kinase activity; ATP binding. Gene Ontology annotation, biological process: protein phosphorylation. NCBI's taxonomy places the organism in Eukaryota, Metazoa, Chordata, Actinopteri, Cypriniformes, Cobitidae. The record is from RefSeq and is a predicted model, not a curated record.